Messenger RNA from Somion occarium, 1189 nucleotides. NCBI's taxonomy places the organism in Eukaryota, Fungi, Basidiomycota, Agaricomycetes, Polyporales, Cerrenaceae. The record is from the annotation of a GenBank genome assembly.
ACCAUUAUUGCGUCUUAAAUAUAAGAUCAUAAAACGUUCCUCCGUAUCAUAAUGGCGGUCUAACACCGCUGCUACACUGGUUGUCACUACCUACCCCAGUCAUGACCCGUAAUGCGGCCUGGGUUACGCUACUCACCAAGUCUGAGUACCUACCAGGUGCUCUAGUUGUGGACCAAUGCUUGAAAUCUGUCGGUUCCAAAUACCCUCUCGUUGUGAUGGCCACGUCUCAGCUUCCGCAAGAAGCUCGCCUCAUCCUUUCGAAUAGAGAUAUUCCUAUACGGGACAUAUCUAGACUGAAACCCCAGAAUGAAUCGAGUUCGAUGGCUGAACUUGACUCCAGGUUCACGAGGUUUGCUGAUACCUGGACGAAACUCCAAGCAUUCGAGCUGGUGGAAUAUGAUCGUGUUGUCUUAAUUGACUCAGAUAUGGUCGUCCUGAGGAACAUGGACGAACUAAUGGACCAUGACCUGCCAAGCGAUUGGAUUGCAGCCGUUCACGCAUGUGCUUGCAAUCCACGCCGAUUCCCUCAUUAUCCCGACGAUUGGAUACCCGAGAAUUGCGCGUAUUCCUCCGUAGUCCACCCUACGGGUAUCAUAAACCCACCAGUGAUCACGGAUUCCAGUCCGCGUCCCUACAAGCAGCUCAACUCGGGUCUUGUCAUACUCACGCCUUCAUUGGAACUGGCAAAUGACAUUCACCGCUUCCUUAUGACAUCGCCCCUUGUCUCAACAUUCGCCUUCCCCGAUCAGGACUUACUGGCAGCAUACUUUGAGGGAAGAUGGAAAGUGCUCCCGUACGUUUACAAUGCAUUGAAAACGUUAAGAGUCAUCCACAAGCCUCUCUGGAGGGAUGAAGAGGUGCGGUGUUUGCACUAUAUAUUCCAUGAGAAACCAUGGAGUACACCUCCAGGAUCCGGCGGAGAGUACGGGGAGAUUGACCAAUGGUGGUGGGACAGGUACGAGAAACUGGGUGAGGAAAUGAGUAUUUCUGACAAGGAAGGAUGGGAACUUGUUGAUUCUCAUGUCACUAGAGUCACGCCAUCAGCUACAUUUCUUUAACGACGUCGAUAUUGUGGAUUCUGGAUAGAGUACAUUAGUAUACACAGACGAUAAGGCUUUGAAUUGUACAAUGAGGUUGGUGGGUGAUUCGCAAUAUCUUUUUUUUGUUGCUGCAUAGUCUACUAUGCCCU